AUGUUGCCAUGCGAUGACUUGAAUUGUAGCAACGUAUUCACUUUCACUUCUACGCAGCUCGGCCCUGAAGUUAUAAGAACUUACUUUAAGCUUAAAGCUAUUAAAUCUUAUAACGUAUAUGAUAAGCGAGUGAGUCAGUCAAUAUUUAAUAAGUAUAAGUAA
Messenger RNA from Fusarium pseudograminearum CS3096, 162 nucleotides. RefSeq lists its product as uncharacterized. The record is from RefSeq and is a predicted model, not a curated record. The transcript has 7 exons. The coding region runs from base 1 to 162 and encodes 53 amino acids. NCBI's taxonomy places the organism in Eukaryota, Fungi, Ascomycota, Sordariomycetes, Hypocreales, Nectriaceae.